AGCUUUCAGUACCCGUUUGAAAUGGGUUGAAGGCAGAUCCGUACCGGAGGUUAUUUUUUGUUACGCUUUAAGUUUAUGAGUUGUCGGGACCGGCGUGGAGGGGGAAGAAGGAGAGUCGAGGGGAAUUUUCCGGACUGGGAUUUUUCGGAUUUUGGUUUAAUUCCGGUCCGUGGUACGUAGUGAGCGGUGAGCGGUGCAAGUGGACUGUGUGUGUACAAGUACAGGGUGUAUGUACAGGGUGUACGGUGUACGUGUACGUGAACCCUACCCAGCUACUAGGGGGAGGAGAUAGGCAAGGCUGUCUGAUCGAUCGUCUACAUCUCAGAUGCAGUGUUCCUGACCGUCGUCUCCACAGACUUCCCAUGGUGAACAUGGCAGAAGCAGAGCCCGCGGCGAUGUUCCUGACAGCCUCACAUCAUCGUCUGCAGAGCCUGGACGUGGACAUGACCUCAGACGCGGACUCAGAGCCGGACGAGGCACCAUCGCUCCUCAUGAUGCGCUCCUUCCACCCGACCAGUGGCGAACUCAAGAGAAACAAGAGGAAGAACUUCCAGCCGAGAAACAUCUCCUACGAGGAUCCGGAGGUCUUCAGGAGGAGCCGCGAUAGCAGUGGUGACUCUGGAGACGAAGGCGAGGCUCUGGACUUGAGCAACGCUGACGCAGUUCCUAGUGGAAACAAGAGGUUUCGAAAGACUUUGUUGGCUCCUCCCGCGAAGAGGUUCGAAGAACGCAACGACCACGAGAACGCGCCUGUGCCCAUGGACCUUAGUUGUGGCAAGUCACAUAGUGAUUAUCCCGACGAGUCAGUGCACAGUGAGACCGAGUCAAACUCUGAGGACAGUGAGAGGACCGAGUCCAGCAGCAAACGCGAGUUCCAACAAGCAUCGCCUCACCAAUACCUCCUGCACCACGCGUUCCUCAACCAGCCCCAGGAUGCGUCUGAUCUCAAGGAGUACGCCCAGAACACUGUCAAGGAGUUGCUGGAGAUCUACGGCCUCAACAGCGCGGAGGUCGCUGAGUCAAUCACUAACAACGUCCCCAUCUCCAAUUUCAACUCAGGGAAGAUACUGGAGUCGCUAUCAGCAAGGGCAAUGGGCCUCAGGAUGGGGGGCCCCGCGGGCCCUACCAGCCCCGGAUCACAGCCCCCUACACCUCCUCGCACACCAUUGUCGCCCCACAAGGCCGCGUCUAGCCCAGGGCCCCGACCCCAGGGUACUGCGGGCCCCAAACCUACGGCGAGCGCUGUCGAGACCAUGGCAGCCAAGUUUGCCGGUCUGGCAUCCAACAACAACUCUAGGCUGAGCUUGCCGCAGAACAUGGCUACGAUCCUUGCUCUGGCGGCGAUGCAGGACCGCCAAGGACCCAAAACUCCCGCCAGUGGGACUUCAACUCCUUCAACAUCCAACAACGAGUCGCCAGCCUCCCUCACUGGCACCCCCAGGAUGCCGCUGAGCCCCAGCAGUGUCCGCGACCCAUCCAAGGUCUCCGCCCCCGUGGACUACUCUAGGUACGUCCGACGGUUCUCUAGCGCUCUGGAGUGCAACAACACUUACUGCAAGGAUCUCAACUAUAGGGAGCAUUUCCACUGUCUGGACUGCAACUCCCGCGUGUUCGUCAAGAAGGAGGAGAUGAUUCGUCACUUCAAGUGGCACAAGAAGCGAGACGAGAGUUUACAGCAUGGAUUCAUGAGGUACUCUCCUAGUGACGACUGCAGUGAUCGCUACCACAACUGUACACACAACAGGAAACAGACGCACUACCACUGCAUACAGGGUACAUGUGAUAAGGUGUACAUCAGCACCUCGGAUGUCCAGAUGCACGCCAACUACCACCGCAAGGACUCCGCCAUCAUCCAGGAAGGGUUCCAGCGACUGAGGGCCACCGAGGAGUGUCGCACUCCAUAUUGCGCCUUCUUCGGCCAGCGGACCACGCACUUCCACUGUCGUCGAGAACACUGUCAGUUCACGUUCAAGAAUAAGGCUGACAUGGAAAAACACAAAACAUAUCACAUCAAAGACGAACAGUUGGCUCGAGACGGUUUCAAGAAGUUCCUCAAGCCGGACAUUUGCGGGUUCCCCAACUGCCGGUUCUCACAAGUCUGCAACCACAUCCACUGUGUGCGAGACGGCUGUUCUUACGUGCUGCACUCGAGUGGUCAGCUGCUGAGUCACAAGCGCAAACACGAGCGCAAGGACAGUGAGAUUGCCUACCGCAAGUUCAAACUGGCGCAACAAGCAGUGGUCAACCUGGCAAACAGUGAACACUUGGCUCAGCACGGAGACUCCACCAGCUCCCUACAGCUACUUCAGCAAGCGUCCUCCCUGGCAGCCCUGACUGCACUCCACGACAGCAACUUCAGUAACAGCUCCAGCGAGGGACGGUCCUCCCCUACCCGGGUCCCUAGGACACCCCAGCCUCCCGGAGCAUCCCUACACUCUCCCGCCUCCGCGCUGGACCUUAGCAGUGAGGAGGGCAGUGACUCAUGGGCCCAUCAUCCCACAGGGCUGUGCCCCGCUGGCCCAAAGUGUGGACUGUUCCAAACUGACCAUUAUCACUGCAAGGAGCCUAACUGUGAUAUGCCUUUUAGGUGUCGUGAGAGUGCGGAAGGUCACGCCAAGAUUCAUGAGGCCCAAGACAGAGUCAGUGACAACUUCUACCAAGGUAGUCCUGCGACCUGUCAGGAGAACUGUCCUCGCGACCUUCACUUCCAUUGCACCUGGGAGGGUUGCAAUGACGCUGUUUUACCAAAUGAGCGCUUCGAUCACUUUAGGAAUCAUGAAGUCACUGCUAGUCAAAAUAACUCCUUGGACGCCUUGUUUCGACGGAAAAGAGGCCGACCUCCGAAGAACAGGGUCAUCGAGGUUUGGAAUGAUUAUGCUGGAGGUAUGGGUUCUGACUCGCCACAGGCCAUCUUCACUAGCUUCAAGUUGCCUAAGCCUGCUGGAGUUCCCCCCGCCGUGGGGCUAGGUCUGGCCCCGUCUGGACCCGACACUCUAGACCCUCGCACUCCCUCCCCCGCUGAGGCACCUGCUAGGCCUUCAUUACAGAUGCUGGAGAUGCAUGGUUUCCAAGCGUACAACGAUGGAUGCCCAGACCCUCUGUGCCUCUACUCGGCCAAGCCGUUACACUACCACUGCAGUCGACAGCGAUGCUUCUUUGCGACUGACAGUGAGGAACAGCUGUUAGCACACUCUAAGGAUUUCCACGACAACAUUGAAAUCCUCGAUGGAUUCCUGUUCUUCGACAGAUCUGUUGACUGCAGACUGGAGAGUUGUGUUAGCAACAAAGUGAACCGUCACUUCCACUGUGUGCGGCCGGGCUGCGGCUACUCCUUUGUACGUUACUCCUCCAUGUCUCUGCACCAAGCCAAGCAUCUGGCGGAGAACAGCGGGGGCAUGAGCUGCGGAGGGGACACCACGCUUGACCUCAGUUCUAAUGACAAUAGAGAACAACACAUUUACCCACCGCAACAUCUUCAACAUCAAGCACAAAAUCAACACCAACUGGCUGGUUCUCCGAUAAAAGAACAUCCUCAAUCUCAAACUCCCACAGGACAAUCCACUCCUGGAAUGCUAACAUCAGCCCUACAACCACCAGAGAAUGGAUCAGCUGCUAGGACAACAGUGGUGAAGGCAUCAGGGACUUUCUACCCCCUCUGUGGCUUAACCAAUGCUAGGAGUUCUUCCCCCAAUGCAGAGGUCGCAGUAAAGUCAGAGCCGCAGUCUGAGCCGCACGCUCUCCCGGAGUGGAUGAGCGUAGAGCGUCACGAGCGCUAUGGCCCCGAGCUGUCUUGCAGUCGACCCUUCUGCAAACUCAAACGCAAGGAGCAUUACCACUGCAACGCCUGCAAUCAGGCAUUCUCUGAGCUGGAGAGGUUGAGGCCACACAUAGCCAAGCAUAGUCCCAGCGCCAUCCCUCCCAUAAUGGUGAAGCAAGAACAUAACAACAAUGAGGAGGGAGAAGAACACCCUCAUCCAGCUCUUGGUAUGAUGCCGAUGAACCUAGAGAGUGGUGAGCUGUUGCCCCCGCCUCCUCCCCCACACUACCCUGGGUUUGGAGCCGCAAUGGCUGCGGCUGUAGCGGCGAACCAGCAGCUGGCGAUGAUGACUUCACAAGGCAUCCCCUUCCUCCCCCACGGCAUGCCUGCCCUCUACACCUCGCCCUCUGGACUCAUGUUUACUGCACACCCUGGAUUCUCACCACAUCACGCUGCCCUCAUGGGCAACGGAUUGCUAGAGUCUGCCAGAGCGUCCAUGGGUCUAGGCGCUGGAGACCACAGUGCAGCAGACUCUCUACUGGCUAGGAGUUUGCCAUCUCCUCACAGGGACAUGAGUCCAGAAACUAAGAAGGUCCGAGUACAAACAUCCAUGAGAAUACUCAAGGAUGAACCCGUUCCUGAGGGCUAUGUUCGGUUCAGAUUCAACGAGGACUGCCGUUACAACCAUUGUGGAUACAGGGAACAUCAGACCCAUUUCCACUGCAUGAGGAAAGACUGUGGCUACAGCUUCUGUGACAAAACCCGGUUUGUGCAGCACACAGCCAGGCAUGAAAGACUUGACACCUUGAUGGGAGGAGAUUUCCAACAGUACCGAGCAAAUGUAUCCUGUGGUAGACCAGAGUGUGUUUACACAGCUACUUUGGGCACUGUACAAAACAAGGCGUCGCACUUCCACUGUCUCAAAUGUGACUUUGUCUGCACGGACACCAACAAGGUGGUCGCCCACCGCAGACAUCACCAGAAGCUGGACUCCAUCAUGGCCGCCGGGUUUGAGAAGUUCACCCCUACGCAGCCGUGCAGUGCGCCAGAAACGUGCAUACACAGCAAGAAGCAGACUCACUACCACUGUCUGAGCUGUCAGUACGCUGUGCUCGGCCUCAGUCAGAUGACUGCACACAAGUAUCGCCAUCUCGAGUGACAAACCACCGCUCACUAUCGACUCAACUGCGCUCAACUCCCCACAGCGUAGUAGCGGUCGACAGUGCGCGCGACGGGGAAUAGACUGUUAGGAGUGACGUUGGACGGUGUGUAAAGUUGGUUGCAUAUCCUCUAUGUAAAUGCCUGUGAGUUAAAUGGCCAAAUUGUGAAAAUUUUGUGAUUUUUGAUCGGGAAUCGGUUGUAGUAUAACCUAUUUUAAAAAGUGUUUGGCUAAACCACAACGUUGUUUAAAAUUUUUAUUUUCUAAAAGUGUUUUUGAAUGUUAUAGGUGUUAAUGAAACAUAAAAUUAUUUAUUUUUUAAUUAUGUAGCUCAACAAUAAAGUUGCGUUUUAUGAAAUUAAAAGUAUAUAUAUUGUGGUUUUUUUUAGUAUUAUUAUUUAAGAGGAGAUGUAUGGUAUUGUUGGAUAAGAUGUUGCAUGGCAUAAGUUUAUUGUUGUAUAUAAAUCAACGUUUGAAAUAUAACAGUGUGUAAACAAAAUAAAAUUCAUUUUAUGGUAGAGAUGUAAGUAGCAAAGAAUUCUACCAAAAAUGUUCAAAUAGUUUUGACAGUACACUCUGGAAUUAUUGUGAAUGCAUUUCACUUAACUUGACCAUCGAGUAUUGACUGUACAUGUAGCUCAUCACUUAUAUGUAGACUAUUAUUAAAGCCAAAUAUUCUUUAUGUAUAUAACUACACUGUAUAUAAUUUUUUACUAUGUAUUUAUACCUAUUAUAAGUUUUGUAUAUUGGUUUGUAUUAUAUAGUUUCAAAAUCUGACUGCUAAGUCACCAGUGUUUCAUGGACACACUUUAAAAACCAGGACAAAGCUUUAAAAAGGAAACUGUUGAACGGGAAAUUUCCGCUGCUUUGUGGAUCAUAAUCAUCCCUCGGCCGACAUGUAUUUAUAUCGUACAUUCAUCUGACAUAUUAUUGCUCUUAGAUCACUAUCUAUGCUAUAAAAGACAUUUUAAAGUAAUUUUUGAAUUGUACGAAAAGGCUGUUUAGUUUUAGUAUCUUUGUGAUAUAUUGAUUAUUUUGCUUGUCUAAAGUGUGAGGCUAAAGUCAGCAUACUGAGAGUUAGUCUUACGAAUUGUUACUCAAAGUUGCCUGAGGCUCAAAGAUAAUGGCCACUAUAUUGUUCCGAGUGAUUCGAGAAUUUAUAUUUUUUUCGCGUAGACGUAUAGUUAUUUUGUUAUAUUUCCCAUAUUUAUAUUUUUAGAUUAGAUUCCUCGUAGUUUACAAGAUUCCAAACUAAAAUCUAGUGCCUUGCGGAGGUUUAUCAAAAUCGUGGCCAUAAUUUUAUUACGACCUUAUUAUUUUGUUAUUUAGUCUAGACGAUGUAUACCGGUAUCACUGUCCUUACUUUGAACACUCUAGGACUGGAGUAAGCCAUAUGAGAGUUUCAGGUUUAUUUAGAUUUUGCGUGUGAUGUGAUCUUUGUAUGUAUAAUAUAAUGAGCAUUCAAUAAGAAUAUAUUUAUUAAUCAUGAGUCUAGCAGAUAUUAGUUCUGUAUAAUGUUUUAAGUAAAAGUUUAUGUGUAAAUCUACCGAAAAAUAAAAGAUUUAUUACAAAUA
Macrosteles quadrilineatus (aster leafhopper) is the source of this 6490-nucleotide messenger RNA. Its product is annotated as zinc finger protein castor homolog 1-like. The record is from RefSeq and is a predicted model, not a curated record. The transcript has 24 exons. Gene Ontology annotation, biological process: regulation of neuron differentiation; positive regulation of transcription by RNA polymerase II. Gene Ontology annotation, molecular function: DNA-binding transcription factor activity, RNA polymerase II-specific; RNA polymerase II transcription regulatory region sequence-specific DNA binding. Gene Ontology annotation, cellular component: nucleus. Bases 363 to 4916 code for a protein of 1517 amino acids. Lineage: Eukaryota; Metazoa; Arthropoda; Insecta; Hemiptera; Cicadellidae.